This is a messenger RNA of Didymodactylos carnosus, 874 nucleotides long. The record is from the annotation of a GenBank genome assembly. Lineage: Eukaryota; Metazoa; Rotifera; Eurotatoria; Philodinida; Philodinidae.
AUGGGAUGUGUGUCAUCUAAAAAGAAAUUAUCUAAAGCUGAUCUACAAUUUUUACAAGAAAAUACUGAAUUUUCAAAAGAACAAAUUGUUGAUUGGUAUGAAGGAUUUAUACUUGAUUGUCCAACAGGAGAAUUAACAAAGAAGAAAUUUAUUCAAGUUUAUAGACAAUUUUUUCCAAAUGGAAAAGCGGAAGCAUUUUGUGAACACAUAUUUCGAACGUUUGAUGCUGACAAUAGUGGAAAAAUUGAUUUCAAGUAUGUUAACUAGAUAAAUUAGCAUAAUUUUGCCAUUGUAGAAUAGAUAAAAAUCUCAAUUUACCGUUAAACUAGACAUAGUUUGAACAGAAAAAUCUGAGAUAAACUAGAUAAACUCUCUGCCAUGAAAAAUUAGAUGUAUACUUUCGUGCAAAGAUAUUUUACUGAUUUUUUACGCUUUUUUGAUCAUAUACGGAUUCGAUUCACAAAUUAUCUUAGUUCUUAUUCAUUGUUGUUAAAAAUAAAGAUUUAACAUAACUUUUAAAAUUUGCAUGUGAAUCUAUAUAGAGAUAUAUCUUUGAUUUUGAUUUUAAUUUUAGCCUGUCUGAAAAAAUUCUCUUUCUUAGAUUUACAUAUUAUCUUACAACUACUAAUUCUUCAUGACAAAGCAACAUGCUACGAUCUUCUUUUCUUUUUUCGACAGAGUACACCGUGAGAAACAAAUCAAAGAACAAAAUAAUUCUUGCAAACUUAAAUAUAAGUGUUUAUACGAAAUAAUGAUCACUAUCAUGCGUGGGGGGGGGGGGGGGGGGGGGGGGGGGGGGGGGGGGGGGGGGGGGGGGGGGGGGGGGGGGGGGGGGGGGGGGGGGGGGGGGGGGGGGGGGGGGGGGGGGGGGGGG